AAAUGCAUAAAUAUGUGACUCGAUUUUCAUCAAAGACUUGGGGACCAUUGUAACGAAAACAUUUUUUCUUCUUCUUACAAUAUACCAAUGAGCUAUGUUAUACCUUCUGGCUUGAAUGCCCAGAAGUUUCAAAUCAACACUUAUGCACGACUUUAUGCAAACACAAAUAGUACACGAUGGUUAAGGACGAGAGCAAUACCGAAGACUGGUCAGAGAUUACAGAUGCCCUUUUUUGAUGCAGAACGAUUUGCUCGCUUGCUUGAAAAAGAGGGCUUUUCUUCUGUGCAAGCCAAAACGGUGAUUAAUGCUCUUGACGAUGUGGUUGAUGAAAGUACCAUCAAUGUCACCAAUGACUUGGUGAGUAAAGCGGAUCAAGAACAGACCAUCACGCGUUACAAAGAAGACUUUAGCAAACUUAAAAGCGAAAUCCAAAUCAUGGAACGAAGGGACGUGGAAGAAGUCAAGUCAGCCAAUGAACGUUUAAAGGUUGAAAUUGAAAAGUUGAAGAAAACGCUACGUGAAGAAUUAGUGCGUAGUCAAGCAGGAGUUCGACUAGAUUUAAACUUGGAUAAAGGCCGUAUUCGAGAUGAGACGAUUGAGCAGCAUAAUCGUUUACAACAAACGGAUGAUAAGAUUGAAAAUGAAAUCCAGGCACUUAAAAGACAAAUGGAAGGCAUUAAGUUGCAGAUUUUGCAGUAUAUGAUUGGAACUAUUACUGGUGCAGGAACUCUGAUUUUAGGUUACAUUCAUUUUUUUAGUUAGAUACAUUUCUCUCACGCGUCACAUAUGUAAUAAACUUCAUAGAUGUAAAAAAGACCCAAACAACCGUGGGAAAAUUAUUCGCCCCUGUUCAAUUGAGCAUGUUGGAACUCUUUAUUAUAAUAUUAAUAUCAUUUCAUACACAAGAUGAAUUCUCGGUAGGAGGUCUUUGACAUAUUUACAGUAAUAAGGGUGAAAAGAUCAAAUGGGAAACCACAUGUGAUGACAAACGAAAAAUAAAUCCAAAUUCCGUUAUAAUUCCCAUAUUUUAUUUUAUUUUAUUUUUUUCUCUUUUCUUUCCACUUCAAUAUUUUUCCUUUCUCGUC
Molecule: messenger RNA, 1085 nt
Organism: Mucor mucedo
Lineage: Eukaryota; Fungi; Mucoromycota; Mucoromycetes; Mucorales; Mucoraceae
Exons: 4
Coding region: 88-762 (224 amino acids)
Cellular component (GO): mitochondrion
Source: RefSeq, a predicted model, not a curated record